AUGACGACAACAGGAGCGGCAAGCCGCGGCGCCAUGAUGAACGGCGGAGAUCGAGGUCACCGAGAGGCGGACGAGACAGAGAUCGUGAACGCAGCAGGUCUCGUGAGAGAGGGCCGCCUCGAGACCGCGACCGGCAUCGAGACCGAGAUAGAUAUCGCGAGCGGGAUGUCAAUGGCGGAGACAGAAGAGAUAGAGACCGUGAUCGAGAUCAUGGUCGGGACAGGGACCACAAAUCAUCAAGGCACGAGCGGACAAGAUCACGCUCACCAGUUCGCAAUGGGGCAGGCCGUGCGGGUCGUGUAUCGCCUCCGCGGCCCACGAGGUCGGACCAGGAUCGACCGCGUGCGCGUGAACGAGAACGCGACGUGA
Molecule: messenger RNA, 369 nt
Organism: Cyphellophora europaea CBS 101466
Lineage: Eukaryota; Fungi; Ascomycota; Eurotiomycetes; Chaetothyriales; Cyphellophoraceae
Exons: 1
Coding region: 1-369 (122 amino acids)
Source: RefSeq, a predicted model, not a curated record